GAAAUCUGCAUAUGCAAAUGGGUCAUUGGAAGAAGAGAGAGCAACUGCCCCAACAGUUACCAUCGUAUUGCUAGUAUAAAAGGGCUAAGAUGGAUCUCAAAUGGUAUCAGACAUUCGCCAAUCAUCCAACAUGCAAGUGUUCAUCUUCGCCCUUCUCGUCGCCACCGUUGCCGCUGCAUCUCUCCCGGGUUACAAGGAGCCGGAAAUCACCAUCGUGAGCCAGUCUGAUGUCCGCAACCUCGACGGCAGCAGCCAGUGGAGCUUUGCUGGAUCUGAUGGAACUACCCGCGACGAAUCCCAGGUCCAGAAACAGCUGCCCGGUUACGAUAAAGAAGUGACAUCUGGCAACACUAACCAGGGCAAUACCUACUACACUUCGCCGGAAGGCCAGAAGAUCACACUCACCUGGGUUGCUGAUGAGAAGGGAUUCCAACCUAAAGGUGACCACUUGCCUACCCCUCCCCCCAUUCCGGAGGAGAUUGCCCGCGUUCUCCCCACCCUACCCAAACUGGCUGAAUCCUAUUAAGGAUUUCGUUCGCUGAAAGUGUAGUUUUACAUCCACGUAUAGAGCGGUUGCCUUAUUUAAAUUAUUCAUGCUAAUAAAACAAUAUCAUAUUUUA
Molecule: messenger RNA, 620 nt
Organism: Daphnia carinata
Lineage: Eukaryota; Metazoa; Arthropoda; Branchiopoda; Diplostraca; Daphniidae
Product: endocuticle structural glycoprotein SgAbd-3-like
Exons: 3
Coding region: 101-526 (141 amino acids)
Cellular component (GO): chitin-based extracellular matrix
Molecular function (GO): structural constituent of chitin-based larval cuticle
Source: RefSeq, a predicted model, not a curated record